CUACACAGAAGAUUUAACUUGGUCUUCUAGCAUGGGAAACCCCUGGCACUUACAAUACACUUUAAUUUUGCUCUGUAUUUCAGUGCUGAAUACCACAGGGAUCAAGCAAAGACCAAGAGGUGGCUUGAGGACAUGGGAUCCUGAAACAGCUUACCUCACCAGAUGUGAUUUUAACAAUAACUCAAGGCCAUUCUGUGACUGGACUCAGCCUUGCAAUGUCAACCAGGGAAUGUGGAUACGAACCAAGCAUGACACUCCAACUGAUGGAACAGGUCCUGAUGGAGACUAUCCUGAUGGAAAAGGCUAUUUCAUCUACCAAGAAGCAAGUAAUCUGAUCCCCUUCGACACUAACAGGCUAGAGAGCCCAGAUACUGUAGUUUCUGGAAAAAUAUGCAUAGACUUCUGGUACUACAUGUUUGGAUCAGAAGAGAUGAAUGAGCUGAGAGUGCUUGUCCAAGAUGGCACAGGGGAGUCUGUGGUAAUUUUUGAGGCUGUCCGAGGACUGACAGAGUUUGGGGAUACAGCACUGGACAAUGUGAGAGUAAGGGAUGGACCCUGUGAAGCUAUUUGCAGUAUACAUGGAGAUCCCCACUACAACACCUUCGACAAACAGCGUCAUGACUUCAUGGGCACCUGCACCUACACCCUCUCCAAGCUGUGUGAGACCAACAGCUCCCUGCCCUACUUCAACGUGGAAGCGGCCAAUGAGCACAGGGGAGGCAACACCCGUGUGUCCUAUGUCCAGUACGUGGAUAUUGAUGUCUAUGGCUACAGGAUCAACCUUGGUCAAAAAAGAGUUGUUAAGGUCAAUGGAGUCAGCCAGGUGAUCCCUGUGACUGUGGUCCCAGGUGCCAGUAUUUUCUUCAGUGGGCAGUAUGUUGUGGUUACUACUGACUUCGGGCUGCAAGUCAAGUUUGAUGGAAAUCACAGAGCAGAAAUCACUCUUCCCAGUACCUAUAUGUCUAAAGUCUGUGGAAUAUGUGGAAAUUACAAUGGGCAAAAAACAGAUGACUUUCUCAACCCAGAUGGAGAGAUGGAAGCAAACUCAACCAGCCUUGGCAACAGUUGGCAAGUUUACAAUGACUCCAGGUGUUCACCAGAUGAUGGCCAUACUCCAAACUGCACUGAUGAUGAAAAGCACAUGAUCCAAAGCAACGCAUACUGUGGUCUGAUCACAGAUCCAAAUGGUCCAUUCCAGAACUGCCACUCAGUAGUUGAUCCACAGAGUUAUUUUGAAGAUUGCCAGUAUGAUCUCUGUGAACUUCACUUGAACAAUGCAGCCCUCUGUGAAAGCCUACAGGCUUAUGCAGACGUGUGCCAAACUGCAGGAGUCCAGCUGGAACCAUGGAGAAACACAACCUUUUGCCCAAUGGCCUGCCAAGCCAACAGUCACUAUGAGCCCUGUGCUGCAGCUUGCCCUGCCACCUGUGUUGACCCGAUGGCUCCCCACAGCUGCAGCCUGCCGUGCGUGGAGGGCUGUGUGUGCGACAGCGGGUACCUGCUCUACAACGACCGCUGCGUGCCCAGCCAGCAGUGCGGGUGCUGGCACAACGGGCAGCACUACCCCGUGGGCUCCGAGUUCUGGACGGACGACACCUGCUCCUCCAAGUGCACGUGUCCUGCACGGGGAAGCAAAGUCCAGUGCUUCAAUGCCUCCUGCCCUGCGGGCCAGUACUGCGGGGUGCAGGACGGGAAACCUGUGUGCCUCGAACACUCCUACGGCAUCUGCCACGUCCACGGGGACCCCCACUACAAAACCUUUGACAGGGUGACGCACAACUUCAUGGGCAACUGCACCUACACCCUGGCCAAAGUGUGCUCCAACAUCACCUCCCUGCCCUACUUCAAUGUGGAGGCCAAGAACGAGCACCGUGGCAACACCCGAGUGUCCUACGUGCGCGAAGUCGUGGUUGAGGUGUACGGACAGCGCAUUGUCAUCCUCAAGAAGCAGGAGAGCCACGUGCUGGUGAACAACGUGCGCCAGACGUUGCCGGUGAGCGCAGCGGGAGGGGCCAUCACGGUGAGCAAGAGUGGUCGCUACAUCGUCCUGGAGACAGACUUCAACCUCCGAGUGUCCUACGACGCUGACCACUCGGUGGAGGUGAAGGUGCCCACCACCUACUUCAACCUGACCUGUGGCAUGUGUGGCAACUUCAACAACCGCAGAGACGACGAGUACAUGAUGCCCAAUGGGCAGCAAGCCACAGACUCCAAUGCGCUGGGGGAGAGCUGGCAGGUCCCAGACAGUGACCCCUCCUGCGGUGUCCCUGUCCCCUCCCCACCCUGCAGUGCAGAAGAGGAGAAGCUCUACCGCUCCGACCAGUUCUGUGGCAUGCUGACCACCAGGCCUAGCGCUUUUGACAGGUGCCAUGGCGUGAUCAACCCCCAGGACUACUUUGACACCUGCUUGUACGACCUGUGUGCCCUGAAUGGUGGCCAGGAGUUCCUGUGUGCUGCUCUGGAGGCCUAUGCUGACGCUUGCCAGGCAGCUGGUGUGACUCUUCUUCCCUGGAGGAAUGCUACCUUCUGCCCCCUGCAGUGUCCCCCCAACAGCUACUACGACCCCUGCAUGACCGGCUGUCCUGCCACCUGUGCUGACCAACAAGCCCCACAGAACUGCGCCAAGCCUUGUGUGGAGGGCUGUGCAUGUAGCUCUGGCUUCCUCCUGAGUGGAGACACCUGUGUGCCCGAGGCCAACUGUGGCUGCCUCUUUGAGGGCAACUACUACACUGAAGGCGAAUCCUCCGUGAAUGAGAACUGCACUCGCCGGUGCCGGUGCGAAGCCAAAGGCCAGAUGGUUUGCUCUGCCUUGUCCUGUGGCGAGGACGAGGUCUGCAAGAUCCAGGAUGGCCAGAGGGGCUGUUACCCAGCCAGCACUGCCGUCUGCCACAUCUACGGUGACCCACAUUACAGCACCUUUGAUGGGAAGCUCCAUCACUUCCAGGGCUCCUGCAACUACACAGUGGUGACGGGCUGUGACAAUUCCUCCGUUGGCUUCAGUGUCACCACCCGCAACAAACAUCGCGGCAGCCGGAGCUGGACAGCUCUGAACUCUGUGGCACUGUCCCUCAAGGGCCUCCACAUUGCACUGCGCGAGCACAAGGCAGUCUACAUCAAUGGUGCUCUGGUCUCCCUGCCUGCUUCUCCUGCCCCCGGUGUGACCGUUUCCCUGAGCGGCUCCUACGUGCGGGUUGUUACCAAGCUGGGCCUGCAGCUGCAGUUCAAUGGGGACCAUGAGCUCCUAGUGAAGGUGUCGGAGAAGUACAAGGGCAAGCUCUGUGGGCUGUGUGGGACGUACACUGGGAGCCAGCAGGAUGACUUCAUGCGACCCGAUGGGGUGGUUGUACCCGACUUCAACGACUUUGGAGCCAGCUGGAUGGUGCCGGAUGAUGAGUGGCCGUGUGACCCAACCAUCAGCCCACCUCCAUCCUGCUCCCCUGCUGAAGAGGAGGCAGCUAACAAGCAGUGUUCAAUCCUCACACACCUCGGUGGCCCGUUCCAGCCAUGCCAUGCAGUUCUGCCACCCAAGACAUACUUGGAGAGCUGUGUCUAUGACCAGUGUGCCACGGGUGGCAGCACGGAGCAGCUCUGCAAUGACCUGGGGGCCUAUGCUGCAGCCUGUGCUGAGGCAGGUGUUGCUCUGGGAGACUGGAGUGCUGGCACUGUCUGUGCUCCACCAACAGACUGCAAUUUUGCCUGCACAUUCGACAAGGACUUCUGUGGGUGGGUCCAGGAAGAUUACAGCAGCAUUGACUGGAUAAGGAACAAAGGCCCCACACCCACGCCAAACACCGGCCCAUCCUCUGACCACACAACAGGAGAUGGCUACUACAUCUUCCUGCAAGGGAGUGAUGAUACUCUCCCUGGCUUUGUGGCUCACCUGGUCAGCCCGGUGUGCAGCUGGGAAGGAACACUCUGCUUCCGCUUCUGGUACCACAUGUAUGGAAGUGCUAAAUCAAUGGCCCUGCGGGUGUACGUGCGGAAGGACGAUGAGCCAGUGCUGGUCUGGCAAGAAGUUGGGAACCAUGGGGACAGGUGGCACUUGGGAGAGGUCACGGUGCACACCACUGGAAACAUGCAGAUUUUGCUGGAGGGAGAAUGGGGUGAAGAUGUGAGGAGCAACAUAGCAUUGGAUGAUGUCUCCGUUGAAAAGGGAUCCUGUGCAGGUCCACCUCCUACUACACCCCCUACUCUACUGCCUAACAUUACCACACAGACAACGCCAAGCCCACCAACCACAACACCUGGGAUGACCUCAGGCACUUGUGUGGUGGAAGGAGACCCUCACUACCACACAUUCGACAAGCAGUUACACCAUUUCAUGGGCACCUGCACCUACACCCUCUCCAAGCUGUGUGACAGCAACAGCUCUCUGCCCUACUUCAACGUGGAAGCGGCCAAUGAGCACAGGGGAAGCAACACCCGUGUGUCCUAUGUCCGAUACGUGGAUGUCGAUGUGGCUGACCAACGGAUAAGGCUGGGACAGGGUGGAGUGGUGACGGUCAAUGGAGUGGCAGAGAUCCUGCCUUGCAGCCCAUCUGCAGGCGUGCAGGUCUUGUCCAGCGGGUUCUACACCAUGGUCAUGACAGACUUUGGCUUGAGAGUCAAGUUUGAUGGGAAGCAUCGGGUGGAGGUGACACUUCCAAGCACCUUUGGGCAGAAGGUUUGUGGCAUGUGUGGAAACUACAACGGGAUGGCAGCGGAUGACUUCCAGAACCCAGAAGGGGCAAUGGAGCCAGACUCCACCAGCCUGGGCAACAGCUGGGAGGUGUCUAACAACAGCAGCUGCUCAGCCGGACCUCUGCCCAUCCCAGCCUGCACUGAGACCGACAAGCAACUCAUCGGCAGCAGCCACUUCUGUGGGCUCCUCACUGACACCAGCAGCCCAUUUAAGGUGUGCCACGCUGUGCUGAGCCCCAGCAGCUACUUUGACACCUGCUUCUAUGACCUGUGUGAGCUGGGACUGGACAGUGAGGCCCUGUGCAAGAGCUUGCAGUCUUAUGCAGAUGCCUGCCAGUCGCUCGGUGUCCAGAUACCUGCAUGGAGGAACGCAACCUUCUGCCCAAUCACUUGUCCAGCCAACAGUCACUAUGAGCCCUGUGCUGCAGCUUGCCCUGCCACCUGUGUUGACCCGAUGGCUCCCCACAGCUGCAGCCUGCCGUGCGUGGAGGGCUGUGUGUGCGACAGCGGGUACCUGCUCUACAACGACCGCUGCGUGCCCAGCCAGCAGUGCGGGUGCUGGCACAACGGGCAGCACUACCCCGUGGGCUCCGAGUUCUGGACGGACGACACCUGCUCCUCCAAGUGCACGUGUCCUGCACGGGGAAGCAAAGUCCAGUGCUUCAAUGCCUCCUGCCCUGCGGGCCAGUACUGCGGGGUGCAGGACGGGAAACCUGUGUGCCUCGAACACUCCUACGGCAUCUGCCACGUCCACGGGGACCCCCACUACAAAACCUUUGACAGGGUGACGCACAACUUCAUGGGCAACUGCACCUACACCCUGGCCAAAGUGUGCUCCAACAUCACCUCCCUGCCCUACUUCAAUGUGGAGGCCAAGAACGAGCACCGUGGCAACACCCGAGUGUCCUACGUGCGCGAAGUCGUGGUUGAGGUGUACGGACAGCGCAUUGUCAUCCUCAAGAAGCAGGAGAGCCACGUGCUGGUGAACAACGUGCGCCAGACGUUGCCGGUGAGCGCAGCGGGAGGGGCCAUCACGGUGAGCAAGAGUGGUCGCUACAUCGUCCUGGAGACAGACUUCAACCUCCGAGUGUCCUACGACGCUGACCACUCGGUGGAGGUGAAGGUGCCCACCACCUACUUCAACCUGACCUGUGGCAUGUGUGGCAACUUCAACAACCGCAGAGACGACGAGUACAUGAUGCCCAAUGGGCAGCAAGCCACAGACUCCAAUGCGCUGGGGGAGAGCUGGCAGGUCCCAGACAGUGACCCCUCCUGCGGUGUCCCUGUCCCCUCCCCACCCUGCAGUGCAGAAGAGGAGAAGCUCUACCGCUCCGACCAGUUCUGUGGCAUGCUGACCACCAGGCCUAGCGCUUUUGACAGGUGCCAUGGCGUGAUCAACCCCCAGGACUACUUUGACACCUGCUUGUACGACCUGUGUGCCCUGAAUGGUGGCCAGGAGUUCCUGUGUGCUGCUCUGGAGGCCUAUGCUGACGCUUGCCAGGCAGCUGGUGUGACUCUUCUUCCCUGGAGGAAUGCUACCUUCUGCCCCCUGCAGUGUCCCCCCAACAGCUACUACGACCCCUGCAUGACCGGCUGUCCUGCCACCUGUGCUGACCAACAAGCCCCACAGAACUGCUCCAAGCCUUGUGUGGAGGGCUGUGCAUGUAGCUCUGGCUUCCUCCUGAGUGGAGACACCUGUGUGCCCGAGGCCAACUGUGGCUGCCUCUUUGAGGGCAACUACUACACUGAAGGCGAAUCCUCCGUGAAUGAGAACUGCACUCGCCGGUGCCGGUGCGAAGCCAAAGGCCAGAUGGUUUGCUCUGCCUUGUCCUGUGGCGAGGACGAGGUCUGCAAGAUCCAGGAUGGCCAGAGGGGCUGUUACCCAGCCAGCACUGCCGUCUGCCACAUCUACGGUGACCCACAUUACAGCACCUUUGAUGGGAAGCUCCAUCACUUCCAGGGCUCCUGCAACUACACAGUGGUGACGGGCUGUGACAAUUCCUCCGUUGGCUUCAGUGUCACCACCCGCAACAAACAUCGCGGCAGCCAGAGCUGGACAGCUCUGAACUCUGUGGCACUGUCCCUCAAGGGCCUCCACAUUGCACUGCGCGAGCACAAGGCAGUCUACAUCAAUGGUGCUCUGGUCUCCCUGCCUGCUUCUCCUGCCCCCGGUGUGACCGUUUCCCUGAGCGGCUCCUACGUGCGGGUUGUUACCAAGCUGGGCCUGCAGCUGCAGUUCAAUGGGGACCAUGAGCUCCUAGUGAAGGUGUCGGAGAAGUACAAGGGCAAGCUCUGUGGGCUGUGUGGGACGUACACUGGGAGCCAGCAGGAUGACUUCAUGCGACCCGAUGGGGUGGUUGUACCCGACUUCAACGACUUUGGAGCCAGCUGGAUGGUGCCGGAUGAUGAGUGGCCGUGUGACCCAACCAUCAGCCCACCUCCAUCCUGCUCCCCUGCUGAAGAGGAGGCAGCUAACAAGCAGUGUUCAAUCCUCACACACCUCGGUGGCCCGUUCCAGCCAUGCCAUGCAGUUCUGCCACCCAAGACAUACUUGGAGAGCUGUGUCUAUGACCAGUGUGCCACGGGUGGCAGCACGGAGCAGCUCUGCAAUGACCUGGGGGCCUAUGCUGCAGCCUGUGCUGAGGCAGGUGUUGCUCUGGGAGACUGGAGUGCUGGCACUGUCUGUGCUCCACCAACAGACUGCAAUUUUGCCUGCACAUUCGACAAGGACUUCUGUGGGUGGGUCCAGGAAGAUUACAGCAGCAUUGACUGGAUAAGGAACAAAGGCCCCACACCCACGCCAAACACCGGCCCAUCCUCUGACCACACAACAGGAGAUGGCUACUACAUCUUCCUGCAAGGGAGUGAUGAUACUCUCCCUGGCUUUGUGGCUCACCUGGUCAGCCCGGUGUGCAGCUGGGAAGGAACACUCUGCUUCCGCUUCUGGUACCACAUGUAUGGAAGUGCUAAAUCAAUGGCCCUGCGGGUGUACGUGCGGAAGGACGAUGAGCCAGUGCUGGUCUGGCAAGAAGUUGGGAACCAUGGGGACAGGUGGCACUUGGGAGAGGUCACGGUGCACACCACUGGAAACAUGCAGAUUUUGCUGGAGGGAGAAUGGGGUGAAGAUGUGAGGAGCAACAUAGCAUUGGAUGAUGUCUCCGUUGAAAAGGGAUCCUGUGCAGGUCCAUCGACACCAACACCCACGGUGCCCUUGCCAGGUACCACAACGCAGCCUGUACUCACCACCUCACCAACAAGACCCACUCCAAGCUCAGGUCGUGCUUCCUGCAGUGCUUCUGGGGACCCACAUUACAACACUUUCGACCACAAAGUUCAUAAUUUCAUGGGAAAUUGCACUUACACCCUCUCCAAAGUGUGCACUGUCUCUGAGAGUCUUCCAUACUUUGAUGUGUCCACAACAAAUGAGCACAGAGGAGCCAACACCAAAGUCUCUUAUGUGAAGUCGGUGCACGUGAAAGUCUAUGACAAUCAGAUUUCUCUGCUGAAAAACAAGAAAGUGAAUGUGAAUGGUCGCAGAAUGAACUUGCCUGUAUUUAUUGAAAAGAAGAUCAGUAUUCAAAGCAGUGGUGGAUAUGUUCUCUUGGAAACUGACUUCGGACUGUGGGUGAGAUAUGAUGGAAAUCAUUAUGCAGAAGUCUCUGUGCCCUCUAAUUACAGUGGUCUGCUCUGUGGCCUAUGUGGUAAUUAUAAUGGUGAUCCAAAUGAUGACAAUAUCAAGCCCAAUGGUGACAUUGCAAGUGGUUCCACUGAUCUUGGAGAAAGCUGGCUGGUGCCUGAGAAUAACACCAUAUGCUUCAGUGGUGGGACAGAAGAGCAAUGUGAUCCUGUGUUGGAGAGUGAAGCAAAGAAAAACACAGCAUGUGGCAUGAUCACAGACCCAACAGCAAUGUCCUGUCCUGGAGGAAGCAUCUACAAGAGCUGUGGUACUAGGUGUCCUUCUACCUGUUUGAACAUCUCAGAAGUUGAUUCCUGCAGUCCUUUGCCAGUGGAAGGUUGCUUCUGUAAGGAAGGCUAUGUUUUGAGUGGAGACACAUGUGUUCCAGAAAGCAACUGUGGUUGUGUUGAUGAAAACAACCAGUAUCACCAGCUGAAUGAAAGCUGGUUCACUCAUUACCCCUGCACUGAGCGCUGCACCUGCAAGGCAAAUAGCAUCAUUGAGUGCCAGGCUUGGGAGUGCGGAGUCCAAGAGGAGUGCAGUAUUCAGGAUGGUGUGCUGGGCUGUCAUUCCAAUGGCCAAGCAACAUGUCAAGUGGUAGGAGAUCCCCAUUAUUUUACUUUUGAUGGAAUGAAGUACACUUUUGUGGGAACCUGCACCUACACUUUGGUUGAGGUUGUUAACACUGCCACCAAUGUCAUUCCUAUAACCAUACUUGGCAAGAAUGAAGACAGAGGACUAAGAGGGGCCACAUACCUGAAAGAAGUCUACAUAGAUGUGCAUGGUGUACGAAUCACCCUUCAGAAAAACCAAGGAAUCCUGCUGAACAAUGAGAGAGUCUACACUCCAGUACAGAAACAGCUGCAAGGCGUGUCCAUUGGAAAUGUUGGCAGAUUUAUAGUAGUGGAAACUGACUUUGGUGUGAUAGUGAAAUAUGAUGGCAAUCACCAUUUGGAGAUCACCCUCCCACGCUCUUACUUCUCACAGGUGCAUGGCAUGUGUGGCAAUUUCAAUGGUAAUCAUGAAGAUGAUCUGUCCUUGACCAAUGGUACAGUUGUCACUGCCCCACAGUUUGGAAAUAGCUGGGAAGUGGAGAAAGACAGUGAUAAAGGUUGUUUGCCAGACUUGAGAGAAGAAGAUGAUCCUCCUUGCACUGCUGAGAAUAAACAACUCAUUGAAAGACAGUGCAAUGUUCUAAAAUCAGACAAAUUCAAAGUAUGCCAUAGUCUAGUCAAUCCUGAUGACUUCAUAGAGAUCUGCAUCUAUGAUAUGUGCCAGUAUGAUGGUAUGAAGUCUGCUCUCUGUGACAUAGUUCAAGUCUAUGUGGACACCUGCAAGAAUCAUGGAAUCAUCAUUAAAUGGAGGAAUAGCACAUUCUGUCGUUUUGGGAGAUGCCAGGUCAUGGGUGACCCACACUACAUCACCUUUGACGGGCUGGUGCACCACUUUCAAGGGAAAUACACAUAUAUUCUGGCUCAGACCAUCCCUGACCUACCUGACACUCUGACACAGUUCAGCAUUGAAGGCAUGAACUAUCCUUUACGUGGAAGUCGACACAUUACUUACCUGAAAGAGAUGCUCAUCAAUGUUUACAACCACACAGUGCGAUUCAGGCAGAACAAGCAGGUUCUGUUGGAUGGUGUGAGGGUGAGGCCCCCUGUUCGACCCCAUGAAGGUAUUCGUAUAUAUCAGAGGGCAAGAAGAAUUUACCUGGAGACAGAUUUUGGCUUAUACCUGAGCUUUGAUGGCAAUCAAAAUGCAGACAUAAAGCUGGCUACCUCCUACAGAAACAGAGUGGAAGGCUUGUGUGGUGACUUUGAUGGGAUACACAGAAAUGAUUUCACCAAUCCAGAUGGUGUUUGGGUGAGGAACGUGAAUGUAUUUGGUGAAAGUUGGAAAGUUCCUCUGAAAAGAAGCUCUCGUCUCAGACGAGAUGUCAUCUCAGAAAAUGAGUCUGAGGAGGAACCAGAUCCAGGGCUUUUCCAAGGCUGCAACGAAAAUCAGCUGGAGCAGCAAAACACAACUACAAGGUGUCAAAUCCUGACUGACUUGAAUGGUCCUUUUGCCAAGUGUCAUUCUGCAGUCCAACCAGAUUUCUAUUUCACGAGCUGCCUGUUUGAUAUGUGUGUGGAAGAAGAUGAAGUUGCUACCUUGUGUCGCAGUCUGGAGGAAUAUGUGCUGGCUUGUCAGCAGCAAGGAGUCAGCAUGGAUGGCUGGAGGCAACAGACAGACUGUGGCAUAUCAUGUCCUGCCAACAGCAAGUACAGCUCAUGCAUGUCUGCAUGCCCAGCAUCCUGCAACGACCUGACCAGCCCCUCUCAGUGUGAAUCACCCUGUGUUGAAGGCUGUGAAUGUCUCCCUGGUUAUGUUCUUAGUGGCUUUGACUGUGUGCCUUACAAACAGUGUGGCUGCACAUACCUCAACAAAUACUAUGAGAUUGGAGAAAUAUUCACCACUGAUGACUGCUCUCAGAGAUGCCAGUGCACAGAAAGUUCCACUGUUUUCUGCUCUGAGAUAGUGUGUGGGUUUGGUGAAAUCUGUGGCAUUUCAAACUACAGUCAUGGCUGCUACAGGACUGAAGAUCCUGACACAGAGGAUUCGGGUCACACAAUUGCCAUCGUCAUUGCAGUUGUAGCAGGUGUAGCUGUUAUUGUCAUUCUCAUCUCUUCUACAGUGUUUCUGUUCAGGCUGCGGGCGCGGCUCUGCCGGGCGGCCGGAGGUGCCCCAGAGCCCGGGCACGGGCUGGGCAGCGCGGGCAGCCCCGGGCAGCGGGCCCGGCCCCGGCAGCAGCGGAGCCCCGAGCGGAGCGCGGCCGGAGGGGAGCGCGGGCACCGUGGGCGGGCGGGGGCAGCCGGGGACGGCGGCAGGCGCCGGACGCGCAGCCGGCCCGGGCUCGGCCUGCGGCGGAUGCUCUGGGUGGCAGCGGGGCCGUUCGGUGCCUCGCCCUGCGCCGGCGGGCGGCAGCGGCCCCGAGCCGGCUCCGGUGCUCCGAGCGGGGCCGCCGCUCCGGCAGCCGCUGCCCUCGGGGCCCGGCACUGA
Pseudopodoces humilis (Tibetan ground-tit) is the source of this 11395-nucleotide messenger RNA. The record is from RefSeq and is a predicted model, not a curated record. Lineage: Eukaryota; Metazoa; Chordata; Aves; Passeriformes; Paridae.